This is a messenger RNA of Chelonus insularis, 1969 nucleotides long. Its product is annotated as protein 5NUC-like. NCBI's taxonomy places the organism in Eukaryota, Metazoa, Arthropoda, Insecta, Hymenoptera, Braconidae. Gene Ontology annotation, biological process: AMP catabolic process. Gene Ontology annotation, cellular component: plasma membrane. Bases 125 to 1903 code for a protein of 592 amino acids. The transcript has 7 exons. Gene Ontology annotation, molecular function: 5'-nucleotidase activity; nucleotide binding; metal ion binding. The record is from RefSeq and is a predicted model, not a curated record.
CGUCAGUUCAUUCUUGUCGCUUGACCUAAGAGUAUAACAAGAUACUCCAGGUAACAAGCAGUUCACAAAAUAUUUAUUGAUAUUUUAUUUUUACUAUAAACAAUUUUACUGUUAAAAAAUAAACAUGAUUUUAAAUGCAACUAUCCGAUUAUUAGUAUUUUUUAUUCUGGUCACAAAUAUUUGUACAUAUAGAAUUCGGCGUGAUGAUGAUACAAAAUGGACCCUUCGAGUUCUUCAUACCAAUGAUAUGCAUGCAAGAUUUGAAGAAACAUCAGCAUUAUCAGGAAGAUGCUUACCAGAAGAAGCUCGGGCAAAUAAAUGUUAUGGAGGGUUUGCAAGAAUAGCAACCCUUGUCAGACAAGCAAGAAAUUCAGGUGUCCCAACACUAUUUUUGAAUGCUGGUGAUACUUUUUAUGAAAGUGUAUGGUUUACUGUACAUAAAUGGAAAAUAGCAUCAAAAUUUUUAAAUCUUCUUAAACCGGAUGCCAUAUCACUAGGAAACCAUGAGUUUGAUGACGGACCACCGGAUCUAGUUUCCUUUAUCAAAUAUGCCAAAUAUCCAAUAGUCACUUGCAAUCUUGAUCUAUCUAAGGAAUUUGCCCUGGCAGCAGCCAAUCUAAAAAAAAGUGUGGUUCUUGAUGUUAAGGGCAAAAAAAUUGGAAUAAUUGGAUAUCUAACUCCUACGACACCGUCUAUUUCCGAUGGUGGUAAAGUCAUUUUUUUGGACGAAAUUGAACCCAUCAGACAAGAAGUAAAAAAGCUCCAAGCCCAAGGUGUUGAUAUUUUGAUUGCUCUUGGACAUUCAGGGUUUAAUACAGAUAAGAGAAUAGCUGCUGAAGUUGAUGGUUUAGAUUUAGUUAUUGGAGGACAUACUAAUACUUUUCUUUACACUGGUAAACAACCAGAUAUAGAAGUACCUGAUGGUGUUUACCCUACUGUAGUUACUCAGAAAAGUGGUAGAAAAGUUUAUGUAGUCCAAGCAUAUGCAUAUACAAAAUACCUUGGUGAUCUUACCAUUGAUUUUGAUUCUAAAGGAGAAAUACAAAAAAUUAUGGGAAAUCCAAUUUUAGUUGAUAGUAGUAUCGCCCAAGCUCAAGAUAUUCUCGAUGAACUAGAUAAGUGGAGACCAGCUAUUGAUAAUUUAACUCAUACUGAAGUGGGAUACACCAAAGUAUUUUUACUAGGCAACUAUAGAGAGUGUCGAAGACGAGAAUGCAAUCUUGGAAACCUCAUUGCUGACUCUAUGGUCGAAUACAAUGCAAAUAAGUACCACAACAUUGAUGGAUGGACUGAUGCCGCAAUUGCUCUCCUUAACGGUGCAUUUAUUAGAACAUCGAUCAAUAAACCUCCUGAUUUUCCGAUAACAAUGAGUGACGUAUUAGCAAUUCUGCCUUUCAAUUCUGUCAUUGGAAAAAUUAACAUAACAGGAAAACAACUCCUUGAAGCAUUAGAGUUUAAUGUAUAUACUUUAGAGUAUAAUGAUACAACUAAUCUCGAGCCAAGAUUCAUGCAACUUUCUGGAAUCAAGGUAGUCUAUAAUUUAUUUAAGCCACCUGGGUCAAGGGUGGUUUCCGUCCGAGUUCUUUGUGCGAAAUGUCGAGUUCCAGUGUACGAGAAAUUAAAGAUGAAUCAAAUUUACACAGCCAUUGUUCCAAAAACUCUGGGUACUGGUGGAAUCGGUUUUAAUAUGUUUAAAGGACUUAAAUGGAUCUCAUUAGAUAUAACAGCUGAUCAAGUGUUAGCAAAGUAUUUGAAACAUAGAAGUCCUGUUUAUGUUGCAGAGGAGGGAAGAAUAAAAUAUGAAAAUAUCAGAGAAAUAUCAACAUCUAGUUCAAGUAAUGUUUAUCUAUCAAGAGGAUUGUUAUCGUUGAUACUUUUUCAUUUAUUUUUUUUAUUGAAUUGAACUAAAUUUAUUUUUUAAUAGACCUACAUAGAACAUAAGUUUUUUUUAUUAAACGACUAUAUUUUA